Hibiscus syriacus is the source of this 1635-nucleotide messenger RNA. RefSeq names its product NAC domain-containing protein 82-like. Bases 328 to 1350 code for a protein of 340 amino acids. NCBI's taxonomy places the organism in Eukaryota, Viridiplantae, Streptophyta, Magnoliopsida, Malvales, Malvaceae. Gene Ontology annotation, biological process: regulation of DNA-templated transcription. The record is from RefSeq and is a predicted model, not a curated record. Gene Ontology annotation, molecular function: DNA binding. The transcript is spliced from 2 exons.
UUUACUUAUCGCUUCUCUCUCAGCUCGUUGACGCGGUCUCCCUCGGUGCUCUCUCGCGGCUUCCUCCCCUACGGCAAAUGUCUUUUGAGCUCAGUUGGGAACAGCCGAUUCUUUGUUCUGAUUUUCGAUUUAUGAACCGUGGGAGACUGAGGUAUUUUUCUCAAAAGAUUUCUUUUAGGCAUUGGACCUGGCCUAGAUUCUACGCGUCAGGUUUUAUUUGACCCCUUUUCUCGUUUGGAUUCUUUAAUUUGGCUCUGCUGAUUUUGUUCAGAGUGGAGUCGCAGUCUUUUUAAUUCACUUUCUAUUGAGUAUUUUUGAAUUUUUUUUAUGGGUAAAAACACAUUGGCGCCGGGGUUUCGAUUUCACCCCACCGAUGUGGAACUGAUUAUGUAUUAUCUGAAGCGGAAAAUAUUGGGCAAGAAGCUUUCUGUCAAUCCUAUUGCUGAAGUUGAUAUUUACAAGUAUGCACCAUGGGAUUUGCCUGAUAUGUCGUGUUUAAAGACCGGUGACCUUAAAUGGCAUUUCUGUUGCCCUAUCGCAAAGAAAUAUAAUAGAGGGGAUAGGGUGAGUAGAGUUACUGUAUAUGGCUACUGGAAAGCCACGGGAAAGGAUAGGUUUGUGAAGUACAAUAGCGAAGUUGUUGGGAUGAUAAAAACCUUGGUUUUUCAUCAAGGUAAAGCCCCGUACGGUGAGCGAAUGGAUUGGGUGAUGCACGAGUACAGACUUGUAGACAAAAAACUGGCUGACAGAGGGAUUGUUCAAGAUUCAUACAUGCUUUAUGUUCUCUUCAAGAAAGAUGGUAUGGGCCCAAGAAAUGGUGCUCAAUAUGGAGCACCAUUUAAGGAAGAGGACUGGGAUGACGAUGAUGAUGAUGAGGCAAAUUUUCCUGGCAUUGGUUCCCUUUGCAGUACGUCCAUAGUAGCUGUUGCUAGUGGCUCAAGCGGCCCUGAGAGCCUAUGUGUUGCACCAACUGUUGAUUCAAGUGGGGUUUACACACUGCCAUUGGUUGGUCAUACUAAUGACUAUGUUAAUUGUACCCCUGUCAUUGAUGCUGAUGCUUAUACUUCCCCUACAUGCGUGGAUACUCCUGAAGCUCCCACGGUUGUCGUCACUGACUCCGUUCCUGCACCGUUGGAGGCUCCUCAACUUGCUCUAGUUCCUCAAGAUCAAGAACUCAACGAUAACAACGUUAUAUUUAUGCUAGAGGCCUUCACUGAAGAUGAUGAUCAAAUGACUGGUAAUUUUACCAAUUCAUUUGUUGAGGCUCCUAAAGUCUAUGAGGAAGAUGAUAUUAUAUCCAUGUUGGCAGCUUUCACUGAAGUCGACGAUUCAAAUAAUUGGCGCCUUUGAUUAAAGACGUCAUGAAACCCCUUCCUUUUCAUUGAAUUUGGUAAAACUCCUUUUCGUUGAACUUGGUAAAACUUUACCCGUUUGUAGGAAUAAUUACGACUUCUUUGUUUAUCAGUUUCGUGGCAAGUGUUUGGUUUGAAAUAGAAGUAUGUAGACUUAAAUUUGAGAUACUUUGCUUCUGUCUGAUUUAUCAUCUUAUGUUCUCUCUGUAAUAGAAUCUUGAGUUUAAACAUGCAAUGUUUGGUUGUCUGUACCUGAUAUAUGAUCCUCAUAGGAUGUUUCAAA